UACUGAGAAAACAACAUAGCUUCCUCUUGUGUAGAUCUCGAAAAAACAUUAUUUUUGUAAUCCCAGUGUAAAUGAUUUUUUUUCGGUUUGUACACUUGUACAAUAGUGUAAUCGGAUGGAUUUCAGGUAGCCUAAACUUAUAUGAAUAGCCUACUAAAGAAAGCCGGUGGUGGCAGCUGAGUUGUCUAAAACGUUCCUAAUCCUUAUUCAUUAAAUUAUGAUAAACAUUUUUCACACGUGCGGUUAGUAUAGGCUUAUUAAACCGAGACAUAGCCUAAUCAAAUUCUUCGGGGUUGUAAAAAUAAUGUUUGAAGUAGAAAGGGAUUGCAAUCAUGACAACGAUGUUGCCACCGAAGAGUUCGUCGGGAUGGCUAACUUCUCUGCUAAUGGAAACAAUCAGCUUAGUUUUUCUCUAGGAGACAGAUUGCUCGUUCAUGAAAAGAAUUCAUCUGACUGGUGGUGGGCAGAGUUGGGAGGGCGUUUUGGAUAUGUUCCUUCCAGUUACUUGCAGCUGCAAGAGUCUGACCAGGACGACUCUUGGCAAGAUGAGGAAUACUUUGAAAGCUAUGGAACAUUGAGACUGCAUCUGGAGAUGUUGUCUGACAAGCCGCGUACCGAGACAUAUAGACAAGUCAUCCUUAGUAACCGGGCUACGCUAAAGGAUAAAGUAGUCCUGGAUCUGGGAUGUGGCACAGGAAUCAUCAGCCUUUUUUGCGCUUCUCUAGCUGAGCCUGCUGCGGUUUAUGCAGUGGAGGCAAGCACCAUGGCAGAAUACACAGAGAGACUGGUGAAGGCCAAUGGAUGCGAAGGAUUAGUGACUGUUCUCCGAGGCCGUGUGGAGGAACUCUCACUCCCAGAAAAAGUGGAUGUAUUGGUGUCUGAGUGGAUGGGAAACUGUCUCUUGUUUGAGUUCAUGGUAGAGUCUGUGCUGCAUGCUCGGGACCGUUGGCUAAAGGAGGGAGGAAUUAUGUGGCCAUCGCUAGCUUCCAUCACCAUGGUACCCUGUGAGGCCUUCAAUGACUUCAGUGAGAAAGUGGAAUUCUGGGAAAAGCCCUACGGCCUGGACUUCAGCUGCCUUCAACCGGUAGCUAAAAAAGAGUUCUUCUCCAAGCCAAAGUUCAGCCAUCAGAUCCGACCAGAAGACUGCCUUUGUACACCAAGUGAUGUCAUAACUCUCGACAUGCACACACUUCAAGUGGGUGACUUGGAGAAAUUAAAGGGGGAAUUCUGCUUCAAAGUAGAGAAAACUGGUGUUUUCCAUGGGUUCACAGCCUGGUUUAGUGUAGGGUUCCAUGGUCUUGAAAGGGAUGGGCCAACUAUGAUCCUAGACACAGGACCUCACUCUGAACCUACGCACUGGAAGCAGACACUAUUUAUGCUGGACACACCAACUACCGUCCAUACUGGGGAUUGCAUCUCUGGUGCUGUUGUCUUCCAGAGGAAUCCCAUUUGGAGGCGACAUCUGACCAUCACUUUUCAGUGGAGCAUCAAUGGCAAUAGCACCGGGCACAGCCAGCUGAAGACUUUUCCGAUGUGGCGAUGAACCACACGUAACCAGGCAUGGCUGACUGAGCAAGAAAAACAGACCGGAAACUGCUUGGCAUUGGAUGCUUGUAGAAUACCUAAUCCUUGCUGCUAGCACAAUCAGCUGUUUUCCCAACAUUUACUGUUUUAUUAUUUACAUUUUUAUUUAUUAAUUUAGCAUUUAUUCAUUUAACUUUUUUAAUUCAAAGUGACUUACAUAUGUCAAUUAUAUUACAAGGGACUACAUUGUCUCCGGAGCAACUUUGGGUUAAAGGAAAAUUCCGGUAUUUAGCACUUUGAGUCCCUUUUCUGGUUUGUUUUGGAUGAACUAGAGUGGUGGACACCGAAAUUUUGACGAUUGGUCCUGUCUCGACUUUUCUGACUCAUUUUGAAUCGCCUUUGACUACUUCAAAGUGGCUGCAACAGGCAUGCACAAACAUGUCCU
Alosa sapidissima (American shad) is the source of this 1969-nucleotide messenger RNA. RefSeq names its product protein arginine methyltransferase 2 (gene prmt2). Gene Ontology annotation, cellular component: nucleus. Gene Ontology annotation, biological process: peptidyl-arginine methylation. The coding region runs from base 305 to 1543 and encodes 412 amino acids. Gene Ontology annotation, molecular function: protein binding; protein-arginine N-methyltransferase activity. The transcript has 9 exons. Lineage: Eukaryota; Metazoa; Chordata; Actinopteri; Clupeiformes; Clupeidae. The record is from RefSeq and is a predicted model, not a curated record.